AUCAGUUUGCCCUCUAGUAAAUUGGAGAAUAGCUCUUACCGAAGCUGAAAAAUCCCAUUGUUUCCCUUCUCCAUUGCUCAUGUUUCCCGACAGACACGAGAGUGUAUACAAAUUUGUGGAUCCAAGUAUAAAUUGCAAUAAUAAUAACUCCUACUUGAUGAGGAUUCCAGAUUCUCUUGGAAGUCAUAUGAUUCACCAUUCUGAUAAGGGGUGGCUUUUAUUGUCUAAAAGAGGCUCUUGUGUAGAUCUUUAUAAUCCAUUCAAGCGAGACAUCAUCACUUACAAUUUCAGAUGUAUAGGAAAGGAAGAGUGUUGGUUUUUCAAGGGAAAGACACUGGGACCCACACAUCCAAUUAGUGUUAUUUUUCGUGAUGGAACCCGUGUUUUUGUAUCAAUCGGGAUCAAUCUUGAUGAAAAAUGGACUUGGGACGAAUUGACGAGCAAAAAGAAGUUUGAGCCUGCGAUUCAUACUAGUCUGGUCUUGUUUAGAGAUGCUUUCUUUUACUUGGAUAAGACGGGGAAGCUCAGAAAACUUGAAAUAGAUGUGCAAGUAGGAAACCUAAGGUGGGAAGUUCUUGAGAAGCCACAAAGACCAGCCGACCUCAAGUUUUUUGAGCACAACUUCUUGGUCGAGUGUGGUGGGAAAUUGAUUUCAAUAUUUCUUGGCCGUGCGGGAAAAUGGGUUUCUAUUUACAAGCUUAAUAGUGAUUAUCACACGUGGGAAAAGAUGCGGAAUUUAGGAGGCUACGACUUAUAUCUCAACCCAACUUCAUCCAUUGCCAUGCCUUCUUCAAGUGGUGGAAACAGAAUUUAUUUCCCUUUGCUCCGUGGUUCUGAUAUUGUUUACUUCUCCCUGGAGACGGGCAAAUGGCAUUUCUCUGGAAGCCAACAAGAUUCAUCAUCCCAUCUUUACGGUAUAAAAUGUUUGACAUUGGCGGUUUGCCUAAAAUAUACGAGCAUCGUUGUUUUUUUCAAUCUGAUCCUCUCUUCUGUUUCAUCUGUUUAUAUCGUAUAGUCAUAGAAUUUGCUCCCUAGGCCGUGACUUCCGUACUGGUAUGAGACAUACCCACUCGCAAUUCGAUUGCGAUCCAAUCGUAGCCGGUACCGCGUACCCAUGGUAGUCAAAAUCACAAUCUGAUCUGUACGCUUCUGCAGAUCAACCUAGGGUUACCAAUUCAAAUCGUGUGCUAGAUCGGAAAUCCUUCUGUCGAUUGCCGAGCAAGAUCGUACUACUAUCGCCUGGUAUCGGCAAUUCAAUGGGAACGGAAGUCACAUGUCGGAAAAGCAAUUCGCGCUACCCUUUGGUUGCCUCGACUCCUCCCUAACGAUGCUUGUUUCCACUGCGUUUUAUGUAAAUAAGCCUCUGCGCUGAUUUAAUCUGAUUCUUUGGGUUUCAAGUUUCAGUUUAGCAUGUGGAGUCACACCAUGUAUUCUGUCUUAUUCUGCGCAGCUCUUAAGUUUUUUUGUUGUUUUAUUUCUUGAGCCCUUUAUCUACUAACCUUUUUUUAUUGUUAUCUAUUGAUAUUAAGAAAUUUUGUUUACUAAAGUUUUGACUUUUGUUACACCAAACCGAAUACUUGGUACACCGUUCCGCUUCGUACCAAAAUGAACUUACCCACUUCGUACCGAAUUCGUCACCUCUAGCAAAUUUCGUACCCGUACCACGUACCCAUACCGGAAUGUAUCGCGAUUUAGGUGACUAUGUCACUACUAUAUAUUCAAGUAAUAUUGCACUAAUGGAUUAUUAGUGUUAUCCCAUUCUCACAUAUGUAAAUUAGGGAGGAAAAAUAUAUUGAUGCUACCUGGCAAUGGACUACUUUUUGUCUUUGUUGUUGGCUCUCCUUUUGCACUUUGAUUGACUAAAAUCCAGUCCCUGGCUAAAUACCUUUUUAAACUCUUCAAUAGACUAAUAAGUCUAUUUGGAAUACAAGCACAGGAUACAUAACUUUGUAAAAUUAAAACUGGAGAAGCCUUGUACCUAAAUUUUAAAAUAUUACUAUUGUUAUUUUCAAUUCCGUGUUUUGUUUUGUAUUUAGAAGAGUAGUAUUUAGUUGUCUACAGAGACUGAGAAGUAUAGCCAUGAAAGCAGAUUUUAAAAAGAUUUCUGGAUACGCAAGUACUCUGUAAGUGAUAUUGUAAAACUGUGAAACUCCAAAGUUUCCAUUGCAAUGUGUAUUGCGAUAGAUUUUUCAAAGACUGAUGGUUCAAGGGCUUUCUGGGACUAAACUUUGCAAUGGGACAUAUCAUGUCAUAUGCAAAGUAAUGAAGGACCAAGGUGUGCAGGAAUGUAGAGAAGUUUUUUUUAUCAACGACUACCAGUCCCCUGCUUCCCCACUGUGAUUAGGGGGUUAUGCUGCUUCACAACAUCUCAACUGGAGGUACGUCAGUACGUGCAUGGUCACUGUAUUCUUUGAUCAAGUACUACACUAUUCUACGAGAUAUAUUAUUUAACAGUGACGACUCGACCACAAAAAUUUAAUGGUAAUAGAGUAUAUAGUAGAGCUUCUUUUUUUCCUUUCCAUCAUCUCCGAUGGAGCUAAAGAUUCAUUAUUUUUUGGCUUUGGGGUAUGAUGGAAUAAAUCAAGAUGACUUUUUAAACUUUUCUCGCUUCUUUUAUGGUGAACUAACAGUUAGUCAAUACAACUUUCGACGCUCAUCAUGGGUCAUCUGAAACAUAAACAUAACAUAGGGGUCAGGUUGUAGAUCCCCCUUACCCUGCAGGCGGGAGCCUUUGUGGCACUAGGGUAAUGUUGUUGUAGAGUAAAGCUUUUAUCCCCUUAAAUUCAAUUUAUUUGGAGAACUUCAAGGUAUACAACAUUUUUGGUAAAGUUGCAAAUGAUACCACUAACAACAACCCAGUUGAAUCUCCAUGAGAGUAGGGUGUGGGCCGUGUGUACGAGACCUUACCCCUACUUGUUAGUAGGGAAACUGUUUUCAAGAGACCCCCAGCUCAAAAGUAAUGAUUCCACUAUCAUCUAAAAUUCAUACUUCUAAUCUUAACUUU
Molecule: messenger RNA, 3004 nt
Organism: Cuscuta campestris
Lineage: Eukaryota; Viridiplantae; Streptophyta; Magnoliopsida; Solanales; Convolvulaceae
Source: the annotation of a GenBank genome assembly